GAAGGGGACCUCAUGGAGCAGGAGCAGGAGAAAAGACUCCGCGGAUGUCCGGUUGAUGAUUUCCUCCAAAGUCAAGUUUUUGAUGUUAAGUCCAGUUUUCCUUGAAAGAUUCGUAUUCUACAGGAUUACAGUAUUUCACAUCAGAAACAGUCACCCAUUGCCCUCAAACUCUAGUUUAUCGCUGCUAUCUUUGCCAUCUUUGCUGCCCUACCCGUAUUGGUAGCAGCUAACACUAGAAGAAAGAUAUCGUCUGAUCCGUAUCUCAAGCUCAUUCUAAAUGAUCAAUGUCUCAAUGCUAUUGAAAGAAACAACUAUCAGCUCCAACUACUCUCACCCGCCUGCUUUCAUACAACUUCCACCAUAUAUAUCUCUCGUGAAGCAGGACUUGCUUGACCUUGUUGCUGCGCUGCUUGCUUCAUUUGCUGCAAUCAGCUUUUCCCGGGACUCUUGGCACUGUCAACCUCAUAAAGCUUAUCAUUUCUCGACUUUUUAUCCGUCUCGGGUGUCUUUCCUAUAGAUUACCGACGCAUCAGGUUUCAAAGCGGAUUUUUUGCACAGCUUGGUCUGGAUCCUCGUAUCCCCACUCUCCUGAACAUUAAUUGUACUUUGUACCUUUCUUUUGCAAUCGCGGAUAUUAUUGCGUAUUAAAUUUCCAACUUUCUCCACCAGGAUCGCUGUUACCCGCACAUGAAAGUUGGUCAGGAACAAAGGAAUCCUAAACACCUCUAAUCCAUUACCUUAUAAAAGGGAAACAAUUGCUUGAGCAGCUUUCCAAGACGAUUACAUUGUGGGAAUGAAGUACGGUCAGCAAUUCCAGUCGGACUCUGUGCCACAAUGGGCGCCAUACAACCUUGAUUAUGAUGAAUUGAAGAAUUCGAUAAAGCAUAAUACCACAAGAGAUUCGGGAAAAUCGAUCACUAUUCCGGGCCAUGUCGAUACUUCUUUGGUCGCAUUCGAGAAUGAAUUCUUUACAGAGUUAUCAAACCAACACGAUCGGGUCGAACUGUUUGUUAAGAGCAAGAGUGAAGAGAUUGGUCGCAGACUUCAAUAUCUAUCAACUAUCGUCCUGCGACUACUUGCAAGAUGUGCAGAAAGCUCCAAUGGGCAGAUGACGAGGAAGAGGAUGAACAAGUUUUCCAAGUACAACAUGCAGAUUGAGAGUUGCGGGGAUGAUCUUGCGAGAUUGGAUCGAUUUGUUGAAGCCCAGCGUGUCGCAUUCUACAAAUUAUUGAAGAAAUAUACGAAAUGGACCGGAUCUCGAACACUCAAGGAACGAUUCGAAGUUGAGGUACUGGGGAAUCCAAAAAGCUUCACAAGACAAGAUUUUAGUUCCUCACAUUCUCAAUAUAACGAUCUCAUUACGCUUAUCCGAGCUUCUACGCCAAUGACGAGCGGGCCGUCUACUCCUAGUAUGGGUUCGAGGAGAGACAGUCUCGGCCGUGCCCAAUCACAAACAUUGCAGCGAUCGCCGCCUCGACAAACAUAUUGGAACGAAUACGACAACGGGAGUGAUGUCGAUCAGGACGAGCCAUACUAUAUAUAUACGGAUCCUAAUGCAGAAUUGACAUUCCCUGGCGCAGAAGUUGUAGCAAGUGCGAUUCGACGAACAAAACAAGGAAUGGGAAAAGUCAGGGGUUGGUUUAUGCCUCCUGGUUCAACAAAAGAUCGUGAACGUGAGCCGUUAUUGGGAAAUCGAGAUAGAGGGUACUUUCAACGAAGUCCAAGCGGAACAGCCAAUGGUUCGAUAACCGAUGUCGAAGAUGAAGCGUAUGCCUCCUCGGCGGAUUUCCCGAACGGAUAUGUUGCUCAUUAUGCAACUUUUCCCAGCGUGGCGGAUCAGCGACUGAGUCGAUUCCAAGAACAAACUUUGUUAUUUACAAUGAUUGCUUGCUUUUUCUUUUCCAUACUAUCUGAAGCUGCAUCCACGCUUCUCCUUGCAACAGGUCGACAUAAAUUAAGGACGGAGGUUGACUUGGGUGCACUCACGGGUGCCUUGUUAGGAUUUGCUCUGGCUACCGGUGGAUUAAUUUGCAUGGCAUGUCGCAAUGAAAAGCUUGGCUGGGUGCACCGAGGAGUUGUGCUUAUUGUAACUGCUCUUUUGUUGAUUGGGAGUAUUGUGCUCUUGAUUAUGGUAAUUGGGAACUAAGCCUCUCAUUACGAUCUCUAGCUAACAAACUACUGAAGACCCGCCGGUAGAAACUAUCCAGGAUGGCGAGCGCUCAACGUUGCAGAGAUAAACUGGCUUACAUCCUCAAGGUAUCGUACAUACCAGUACCAUUGCUUUGCAAGUCAUUUGUCUCUCAAUUUUAGUUUUUUCUAUGUGUCUCUUGUACUUUUUGCUUUACUCUGUCUCUAGCGGGCGCAAUUUGGUGGUUGAUUCGUUUGGCAUUUGGGUGUUUAGUAUGGGAGGCACGUGUUAGACUGCGAGAUGUGAUUAUGCAAUUAAUGGGACAAAUGCGUCAAUGGUCCUACUUUGACGGCCUAAUACUUUAGAAUUUUAAAGAAGUGCGGAGAUAUUGGGAGUCCGCAAUGGCCGAAUGUGUGGAUAGAUUCAAUGGUUUGAGAAGAAACAAUGGAAUUGGGGAUAAGAAUUGGUGCAUGUUCUGAUAGGUUUGGUGGGGUUUAGUUGGUGGAUUUUGUUGGAUUGAAGUCAAGGGAGUUGUUGGUAUGUGUGCUUUUGUACCAGUGUAUCCAGGGGAUGUUGGAUGUCACAGUUGCAGACUGUGACAUUCAACGCGAUGGAGGUAGGUUAGUAUAAUACAAUUGAAUGAAAGAUGUUGAUUCA
Molecule: messenger RNA, 2785 nt
Organism: Botrytis porri
Lineage: Eukaryota; Fungi; Ascomycota; Leotiomycetes; Helotiales; Sclerotiniaceae
Exons: 4
Coding region: 794-2146 (450 amino acids)
Biological process (GO): vacuole fusion, non-autophagic; vacuolar transport; microautophagy
Cellular component (GO): vacuolar transporter chaperone complex; fungal-type vacuole membrane
Source: RefSeq, a predicted model, not a curated record